AUGGUGGAUUUUCUGACAAGUGCUGGUGUAGAGGUGGUGGAUUCGGGUGGCGGCGGCGUCGAGGAGGGCAGCGAGAGGUGGCUGCGUGUGGUUUGUGGGCUGUUCACUGGUGGUGCGGAUUAUGGCAGUGGUGGUGGUGGCUGUGGUUUUCGUGGUGUUGAUGGUGGUGGUGUUGGUAGGGGUGGUGGUUGUUUUAGUGGUGGUGGCAGUGGUAUUGGUGUUGGUGAGGGUGGUGGUGGUGAUGGUAGAGGUGGAGGUGGUGGUGGUGAUUGUGAUCGUUAUGGUGGUGGUGUUGGUGGUGAAGAUAGUAGUCAUGGUGUGGUAAGGGUGGUGAUGGUUGUUCAGGUGGGUUCAGGUUGGUUCAUGGUUCAAGGUUUGACAUCCAGGGUUGAGGGUUUAGGGUGUAUGGUUUAG
Molecule: messenger RNA, 414 nt
Organism: Vigna unguiculata (cowpea)
Lineage: Eukaryota; Viridiplantae; Streptophyta; Magnoliopsida; Fabales; Fabaceae
Source: RefSeq, a predicted model, not a curated record